This is a messenger RNA of Xiphophorus couchianus (Monterrey platyfish), 2469 nucleotides long. RefSeq names its product zinc finger protein 2. The coding region runs from base 287 to 2185 and encodes 632 amino acids. Gene Ontology annotation, biological process: regulation of DNA-templated transcription. Gene Ontology annotation, molecular function: DNA-binding transcription factor activity, RNA polymerase II-specific; RNA polymerase II cis-regulatory region sequence-specific DNA binding. The record is from RefSeq and is a predicted model, not a curated record. The transcript is spliced from 2 exons. Lineage: Eukaryota; Metazoa; Chordata; Actinopteri; Cyprinodontiformes; Poeciliidae.
GGUUACACUGUGAGAAGAUGGAAACAGAAGAAGAAGAAGGAGGCGCAGCUCCACCGGGGCCUGAUUCUGCUAACAGGCUAUCGUUGCACAUCGGUUUUUAGCUGGGCGUUAUAUAUUGUUAGUCACCGUUUUCCGUGAUGUACGAGAUUUCACGGUGCUACAAAGUCAAAGACUUGAGGAGCUGACAUCUCAUCAUUUUGUUGGACAAAGAACCUUCACUGAUUGCCAAGGACAUCUUUGCCCAUCGGUGUAUAGAGAUUUAGCAGCAUAUUCAGGUUCAAAAGUGAUGCCAUCAGUACACGGACAGAAUAGUUUUAUCAUGGAAAAACAGUCACCUGUUGCUUCAGCGCAGUUGGGAGGAGAAGCCAGUGCUUUCAUCUGCACGGAAUGUGGUGAUGGGUUUAGUCAGUACGCCAGUAUAUUGGCCCACAUGUCUAAUCAUGGACCUUUGGAGUCUUUUUCCUUUGAUGGCUCAUCUAAUGGAUUUGAUAUUCCUCAGGAAUAUGUGCUUCAAGAAAAUGGUACACUGAUUGUUGUAAAUGGCUUGCCUCAGUUGAAUUCUGUAAGCUCUUCAAAUUCUUCUUCCGCACCUAUUCCUCCCGAAAGACUCUCAUCACCUUUGCCGUCACCUGUUAAGCCAACUACUACAACUCAGAACUCGCAGCCCUUCUCAAACAAAGACUCAUUAAGACCCAAGCCACCAGGCUUGAGCUCGGACGUGUUUCAGCAGAACCGUUGUCGUUGUGAAAUAUGUAAUCGUUCUUUUAGUACGACACAGUCUCUGCACCGUCACCAGCAAUAUGGGAAUUCCGAAAGGGGCUUUCGGUGUACUCUGUGCUGCAAGAUCUUUCAAGAUAAAAGCAACCUCAAGAAACACCUUCAGGACCAUUUCAAUGAAAAAACCAGAUGUUGUGGUCACUGCGGUAAACGAUUCCUUAAAAUUGAUGCGCUCAAUGCUCAUCAAAAAGAGAGUCACUCCAUGCCCAAGGCUUUGGGUAAACCAGAAAGUAAGGAAGACAAAAAGUCAGAAAAGGCAUAUCCCUGCAACAAGUGCAAGCUGAUUUUCUUUUGGAUGUCAGACCUCCAAAUACAUUCGUUGUAUCAUUGCAAGGGACAGGAGCUUGAUGUGGAGUUGGACUCUGAUUUUGAAACUGAAGAGAAUUCAAAGCAUUCUGAUGAUGGGGAGCUUGUAAACUGCCACGCCAAUGGUCCAUCCAAUGAUACGAGGAACGGAGGACGAAAAAUCUCAAGAGAUGGCAGUCUUGAAAAGAAUAAGCAGCCCACAUUCACGCCGUAUAGAUGUGGUCUAUGCGGGGAUCGUUUUGAGAGGUUAGCAACUCUAAAGGAGCAUCAUGUCACACAUCAAACUCAGGAGGAAAUAGAUGAGAUGAAUAAGGAAUAUCAAAAGCCCAUAAAACGAGUUAUGCCACCAAAUACCAGCCGGAGAGGAUCUAAUCCAAAUGGAAAACUUCAUCCUUGCAAGCAUUGCCACCGAGUUUUCAAUCACUCUAGUAGUUUGUCUCGACACAUGAGAUAUCAUAAAGGCACAAUGCACACUUGUGUAUUUUGUGGCAGACAUUUUCCACAGCGCUGUGAUUUAAGAAGACAUGUGAUCAUGUACCACAAAACUGAAGGUUUAAAAUUGUUGCACUCAAAUUCACAAAGUGGGCCUUUAUCUAAUUCUGCUGAUGAUGAGAAACAGGCCAACAAUCCCGAGGACAACAUCAAAGGAUCUUCUGACAAUGAACAGACUUCCACAGAGCAAACUGGAAAAGCUGGCAGAGUUAACUACAAAUGUCAGGAGUGUGGAAAGAAAUUUGGACUUUUGUGUGUGUACCAACGACAUUUGCGCUAUCACAAGAAAGAGCCCACUAAGUCUCUCAAGAGUCUAGCUGAUAUUAAGAAGAAUUCAUCCCCUGAGGUUCAUCUUCAAGAUCACCUGGACCCUGAAGAACCAGAUGAUGGCCAGAAAUCUCCUGGCAGAGGAAACACUGUACACGAGGAGCUAAAAAAAGAUAAUCUAGAAGACAUAGAGGAGGAUGCUAUGGACCAAAAACAAAAUGAGAAAGGCAGUUCUUCUGAGGCCCUUUAUGAAUGCACUGAGUGCACUCAGACAUUCUCAUGUUUGGACACAUUUCUUGAGCACCAGGCUUCUCAUGACUCGGAAGUGAAAGCUAUUGUAUAAGAAACAAAAGGUAUGGGUGGGGAGUGUACAAAAUACUUUUGUUUCAAAUAGAUAUUGAGAAGUUGGGCAGACUAUUUUUAACUCGCUAGUGUUCUUCCUCCAACUUGGAUUGCAGGUCAGCUGGCUUCUCGUAUUUUUUAGUGAUAUACAUUACAGUAGAGUUCUUUCAUUGUUUUACUCGCAUCAUGGAAUUGGAAUAUUUUUAAGUGUAUGCGUAUAUUCAUCCUUUUAAAAUACAGCAUUGUCAAACAUUAGAUUGUCAUUAAAAUGAUCAAGAUAACAUG